AAAUCGAAUUUUAAUCAAAAGAUGUAGAGCUGUUUGGAUCAUUCACACAGGAUCCAUGAACAGAAUUUGUGCGAGAUUUUCGCACAUGAACAGAAUCACGCGAAACAGAUGCAUUCAUGCGGCUAGGUUUCAUAUACACAUAUAUAACUCUGCUCAUCAUACAAAGACUAUAUAAUCUUUCCACCGCCGCCGGAUAACUGUGAAGAUGGACGGAGAAGAAAAAAAGCCGGCGGCGGAUAUGAAGAAGAUGGUGGCCGUGGCAGCCAUAGGAGCCGGCGUGGAGUUCGGAUGGGCCAUACAGCUCUCCCUCCUGACGCCCUACGUCCAGCAGCUCGGCGUCCCUCACAAGUGGGCCCCGCUCUUCUGGUUCGCCGGUCCAUUCGCCGGCAUGGUGGUUCAACCCAUCCUCGGCUUCUUCAGCGACCGCUCCUCCUCCCGCUUCGGCCGCCGCCGUCCCUUCCUCGCCGCCUACGUCUCCGUCGUCUCCCUCGCAGCCUUCCUCAUGGCCUUCGCCGCCGAUCUCGGCCACCGCCGCCACAACUCACGUGCGGUGACGAUCUCGAUUUUCGGGAUCGGCGAUUUGCUCCUCGAGUGCGGAAACAUCGCCAUCUACACCCACUGCGCAGCUUUUCUCGGCGACCUGACCGCCGGAAACCCCAAGAGGGCUCGAACCGCAAGCUCUCUAUUCUCGUUCUUCAUGGCGGUGGGCGGCGUAUUAGGUUACGCCGCCGGAUUAUACACCCACCUGUACAAGAUCUUCCCCUUCGCGUUAACAGAUUCCUGCGACAUAUACUGCGCGAAUCUCAAGAGCUGUCUCAUUCUGGCAAUCACGAUCCUGGUCGCCACUUCGGUAUUCACUCUCUGGUACGUCCCGGACAAGGCCACGAACACGACGACGGCGACGACAGAUGGGGCGAGGAAAUUAGGGAUAUGGAGGGAGAUGAAGGAGGUGAAGAGACCGAUGUGGAUGCUGUUGAUGGUGACGUUCAUGAACUGGGCGGCAUGGUUUCCGUUCAUGCUGUAUAACACAGACUGGAUGGGGAGAGAGAUCUACGGAGGCGACGACAAUGGAGGAGGAGAUCAUUCGAAGAAGGUCUACGACGCGGGAGUGCGCAUGGGGGCGUUAGGGUUGAUGCUGAACGCCGUGGUUCAAGGGAUAACGUCGCUGGGGGCGGAAUGGAUGGGGAGGAAGAUGGGGGGAGCGAACAGGCUGUGGGGAGCGGCUAACUUUGGGCUGGGAGUGUGUCUGGGAAUGACGGCUCUUGUUACGAGGCAGCCGGCCCUCACCCAACGCACCACCGGCGCCCUCCUCCUCUUUGCCCUUCUCGGCUUUCCCAUGGCGGUAACCUUCUGCGUUCCUUUUGCAAUGGCUGCAAUAUUGUCCACCGAGCAUGGUGUGGGACAAGCAUUUACGAUGGGACUCGUGAAUUUCGCCAUCCUCAUGCCCCAGAUGGUGAUAUCGGUGGGAGCAGGACCGUUCGACGAAGCAUUCGGAGGAGGGAACCUGCCGGCGUUUGUAGGGGGAGCCAUAUUGGCUCUCAUAAGUGCCGUAAUGGCUUUCUUCCUCCUCCCUUCUUCUUCUUCUUCUUCUUCUUCACCACCACCCUCAGACACAGCCUCUACCGCAUGAUUACAUCACAUUACAUUACCCUGUUAGUGUUCCACACAUUGUUCAUUAUCUUAUCAGAAAUUCCAUGGGAAAAGGUUCCAAGUUUUUCUACAACUUCAGAGAUUUUAUUCCGACCCCGCAUCUCAUCCUGAGAUUUUCACCGCUGCUUUUCCGUAGCCGACUUGAUGAUGUC
Tarenaya hassleriana is the source of this 1802-nucleotide messenger RNA. RefSeq names its product sucrose transport protein SUC2-like. Gene Ontology annotation, cellular component: vacuole; plasma membrane. Gene Ontology annotation, biological process: sucrose transport. The record is from RefSeq and is a predicted model, not a curated record. NCBI's taxonomy places the organism in Eukaryota, Viridiplantae, Streptophyta, Magnoliopsida, Brassicales, Cleomaceae. The transcript has 6 exons. The coding region runs from base 206 to 1630 and encodes 474 amino acids. Gene Ontology annotation, molecular function: sucrose:proton symporter activity.